Molecule: messenger RNA, 1503 nt
Organism: Fulvia fulva
Lineage: Eukaryota; Fungi; Ascomycota; Dothideomycetes; Mycosphaerellales; Mycosphaerellaceae
Exons: 1
Coding region: 1-1503 (500 amino acids)
Source: RefSeq, a predicted model, not a curated record
AUGGGAGACCUUCGGGGCGCCACACGCCAUCAACAGCAAGCAAAUUCCUUUUACGCACCAUCUCAGCGCUCAAUAAUCAACCCUGAUCUCACCUCUACUGCUUACCACGGUGCCGCUGGAAAUAUCGACUCUCACUGGAAUGCACCGCCAGCCAUCCGACUAGACAAAGACGGCUUCCAGGACAUUCAACUGUGCGAAGAAUCCCGUCUUAUUCGCGAGUGUGCCGCGACAACCUCGCCGCCGACACGUGAAGGCCUGGGCAACCGGCUGCUGUCUACUAUACAACAACAAUCAGCAUCUCCCACGGCGACUGCACUGGCUAGAUCUGGAACUGCACUUCACAACCGAGCCAGAUCGUGGGCUGCUUAUGUGCCAAAGCUUAACACGAACAGCAACCAGUCAAGCCCAACAAAAGGUCAACCCCGACCAGCCAACGAGAAGCUGCCCAAUAAACUAUUUGGCGACCUCUUCCACGGAGAGUCCGCACCAGUACACUUAGGUGUGCCAACCUCUCCUACCAAGGAGCUCGACGAGAGCGAGCUUGUGAUGGACUACCAACCGGGCUUCACUGAGCGACCGAGCGCACGGCACGCUCGCAGGGGAAGCACCAUGUCAGUCAAGUCGACAAAAGGUCCCGCUAAGACCUCGUGGUUUGGCCGGAAGGCUAGCACGCCCGCACCCAAAGUAAACGCGAUCGAGGACGAGAUACUCAGUAUCAACAUCAACACCAGCCUUUUCCCCCAUGGACAAGGCGAUACACUUUCACCGCAGUCUUACAACGACCUCCUACUGAACGCGACCAAUCUUCUACAACGGAUGCAGGCAUCUUACAAAGAGAAAGUCGAAUACAUAGCAAGCAUCCAGCCCGAGAUCGACGCGCAGAAGGAAGAGGUUGAGGAGGCAGAGAUACGAUCGGCACACUUGAAGAGACAGCUGGAGGACCUCGGCAAGCAGCAGGAGGAGCAGAAGCAGGUGAACGAGGAACUGAUGACCAUGCUGUCAGAGACGAAGAUGAAGCUAUCAGAAGAACGCGAGAAGUCAAAGACAAUCAGGCUGGUGCCACGUGAUACAGAGGGUGGUGCAAGUGACGAUGAGUCGCGCAGACGAGGCAAGCGAAGAUCGGCUGGAAAUGCCUCAGACUCUGGCUUUGAAUCAGAUGCAGACACUGCAUCUGUGUUUUCGUCUGGAAUGCAAACGCCGGCUUCGCACAGACAACCACACUUUAUGUUAUCAGACCACGAUGCCACACCCAGAAGACGAGCACUUUCGCCGCGAGAAAGCGUGGCGUCCUCGAACGCCUGGUCUGGCAGCACGAAGCAUUCCACAGUUGGUAACACUGUUGCAUGGACUACUCUUGAGCAACUCAGACACGAAAAUCGUCAAUUACGUAUGGAGAAGGAGGUCAUCCAGCAAAAUCUGCAAGGCUGUAUUGAGAUCGUUGAUGGUUUGGCGGGCGGGCUGGCGGGUAAUUUCAGCAAACUUGAGCCUUAUAGCGAUGAUUAG